Messenger RNA from Suillus subalutaceus, 435 nucleotides. RefSeq lists its product as uncharacterized. The transcript is spliced from 3 exons. The record is from RefSeq and is a predicted model, not a curated record. Lineage: Eukaryota; Fungi; Basidiomycota; Agaricomycetes; Boletales; Suillaceae. The annotation marks the transcript as partial.
AUGGAUGCUACCGAUUCUAGCACCUCCUUGUCUUUUGAAGUCGCAGCAUUCAAUGCGUCCAUCAUCGUUGGACCGGUGGUGUUGGGCACACUUGUUGACACCUGCCUCUUUGGCUGUCUCGUCGUCCAGACUUAUGUGUAUUGUGCAAAUUUUGCCAACGACCAUCGAGCGAUUAAGUUCACGGUCAGUAGCACUGUAGCAGCAGUCUUCGCAACACAAAUUGCACAUGUAAUGUGUGUAUCGGCGACAUUGUGGAACACUGCUGUCAGCGCAUACGACGACCCUUCGAAACUUCAGAUACCCUUUCAGCUUUGUCGUCCAUGCAUACUAGGUGUUAUAAUUAUCAAUCAAUUCAUUAUCACGACUCGCGAUGCCAAGCGAACACAAUCUCAGAAUGGCUGUUCCAUGGGAUUGAAAGCAUCCAUGAUUCCGAGG